AUGGAGAUGAAUCGAGAGAAACUGUGUAGCAGUAAGGCUGAUGGGAGCUCAGAUGCUGCUUUUCACUGCUCAGCGUGCCACGACGAUGAGGAGUGGAGCAGCACGAGCAGGGGACGAGCCAAGUCACGCAGUCUGUCUGCUUCACCAGCCCUAGGAAGCACCAAAGAAUUCCGGAGGACACGCUCCUUGCAUGGACCAUGCCCAGUGACCACAUUUGGACCAAAGGCCUGUAUGCUGCAAAAUCCUAAAACGAUUAUGCACAUUCAGGAUCCAGCAAGCCAGCGGUUGACAUGGAACAAACCUCCCAAGAGUGUCCUGGUUAUUAAGAAGAUCCGUGAUGCCAGUCUGCUGCAGCCUUUUAAAGAGCUUUGUGUGUAUCUUACUGAGAACAACAUGAUAGUGUAUGUAGAAAAAAAAGUGUUGGAAGACCCUGCUAUAGCUAAUGAUGAUAAUUUUGGACCAGUGAAGAAAAAAUUUUGCACCUUCAGAGAAGAUUAUGAUGAUAUCUCCAAUCAGAUAGACUUUAUCAUAUGCCUGGGAGGAGAUGGGACCUUACUUUAUGCUUCUUCCCUUUUCCAGGGUAGUGUACCUCCAGUUAUGGCUUUUCAUCUGGGAUCCCUUGGAUUUCUUACUCCAUUUAAUUUUGAGAAUUUUCAGUCCCAAGUCACUCAGGUUAUAGAAGGCAACGCGGCGCUCGUUCUCCGAAGCAGGCUGAAAGUGAAAGUGGUCAAGGAGCACAGGGAGAAGCUGACAGUCCAAAAUGGCAUAGAGGAAAACGGCGUGGUGUCUGCAGCUGUAGAGAAAGAAAUGGGCAAGCAAAUCAUGCAGUAUCAGGUCCUAAAUGAAGUUGUAGUGGAUCGUGGUCCUUCUUCUUACCUUUCCAACGUAGAUGUCUUUCUAGAUGGACACCUGAUAACAACAGUGCAAGGAGAUGGAGUCAUUGUCUCCACACCGACUGGUAGCACCGCGUAUGCAGCUGCAGCAGGAGCUUCUAUGAUUCAUCCCAAUGUUCCUGCAAUAAUGAUCACCCCAAUCUGCCCUCACUCCUUGUCGUUCAGACCUAUUGUUGUUCCUGCUGGGGUGGAACUCAAGAUUAUGCUCUCUCCAGAUGCCAGGAAUACAGCCUGGGUUUCAUUUGAUGGAAGGAAGAGGCAGGAAAUAUGCCAUGGAGACAGUAUUAGCAUCACUACCUCUUGCUACCCCCUUCCUUCCAUCUGUUUCCGAGACCCCGUGAGCGACUGGUUUGAGAGCUUGGCUGAGUGUUUACACUGGAAUGUUCGGAAGAAGCAAAAUAAUUUUGCUGUUGAAGAAGAAGAAUUUUGAGUGUCUACAUCUAACAAGACUCACGGGAAUGGACAGUGGCAGUAUCCCUUCUCUGUGCUUGGAUUUAAGUUUUUG
Merops nubicus (carmine bee-eater) is the source of this 1398-nucleotide messenger RNA. It is a transcript of the gene NADK, whose product is annotated as NAD kinase. Gene Ontology annotation, molecular function: NAD+ kinase activity. NCBI's taxonomy places the organism in Eukaryota, Metazoa, Chordata, Aves, Coraciiformes, Meropidae. The record is from RefSeq and is a predicted model, not a curated record. Bases 1 to 1323 code for a protein of 440 amino acids. Gene Ontology annotation, biological process: NAD+ metabolic process; NADP+ biosynthetic process. The transcript is spliced from 11 exons.